AUGAUGACAAUGGAUAGCUUAUCGAACAUUUCGGCCGAAUUUGAGAAAAUUGAUAUGGAUCGUAAUGGUUACAUUACCAGACAGGAGUUGCAGAAUUAUGUUGACAAAAAUCACAUGGAUCCGGACACGGUAGACGUAAGUAGAUGUUCCAUUUUAUGUACAAAAGAGGCUCCCUUCCUCCACUCAGACGCCAAGAACCCCCUGUCAAUCCCCUGAUUUUUGUGUUUCUUAUCGUGAACAGAUCGAAAAAAACAAAAUGUGAACUCAUGGGUGAUAAUGCAUGUUGAACCCGAAAGCAGCAGGCGUUGGGAAGUAUGUUGUGAUCUUCAUAUUUGUUUUGAUCACGAAUAGUAUAUGGGGUUAUUAAGAAGAUUUAUCAAACCGAAAUUAAAGAGUUUCAAUCAUUAUGCAUCCUCCUAACUAGCUCUUCCAGUGACAACGUAAGCUUUGUGCAAAGAUUGACUGAACAAGCAACAAAUUUCAAAGAGGCAAUCUACUGCCUGGUAAAGAGAGGGCUGGUUAAGGUUUUCGAGCCGUAGGACAGGAAAAACGUUAGCCAACUUUUAACGUGAUCCAGAUAUGCAGGGGAAGUUAAUAAAAUUACAACUGCGCUUGUCAGAGUUAUUGCCAAACUGAGUAGUUCAGGAAAGUUCUUGCAGGACUUGCAGAGGGUAGUCCUGAGAUUGAUAAAUCUUGUUGUUUACGAUAAAUAAACUAUCUUUUUGCUCUAACCAGAAGGGAGGAUGCACGUCUGCAGUGUAUGGUGGUCAGGAAAUUUCCAUGUCCUCCCACUGCACAAACGGCAUCAAUGCUUUCUGCACUUUCAACAGGAAUGCGAAAACUAAUAGGACACAUAUUCAUCGACCGUAAACAAAGAAAUAGAAAUCCCUUGUCCUUAAACGACAUGCUCAGGAAGUGUUGCUUUUACGAAGAGCUUUUGAAUUGCAGACAGGCAGAGUUACGGCCACAUCGCCGUCAGUGACGGUUAUCCCAAAUCAGGUGACCACAAUCAGCUAUGCACCCAAAACACACACGUUCAGCUAAAGUCCUCCUACUUAAACAUUAUGGACAAUUCCAGUAGUCGAUCUUCCAAGGAAUAAACCACGUUCACGAGCACUUUAUCCUUCCGAAAAUGUGAGGCUAACUGACAAAUGGUGUAUCAGUUUACAAACCAGGUUCAAGAAACCCAGUAUCAGAAGUUUAGGCGUGUAGAGCUAAAUUAAAAGCAUCGAGUCCCUCUCAGACCACAGAUAUGCCUAAAUCAAACUUGUCUUUUUCACUUCUCCAUCCCAACAGAAAUGGUUUCGUUGGUUUGACAUGGGAAAUACGGGCAUCAUUACGAUGGAAGAGAUCUGUACCACCCUUGGUAUCAGCAUGCGAAAGCAAUACACGUGAGCAAGAAGUUUCUCUUACAGUACCAUUAUAUUCAUUUCUGAUUAUGCAUUUUUUGUGAGUUUAUGCACCUGAUGCGUUCAGACAGCCAAAAGUUGAACUAUCAUAAUUCUGACUUCUUGAAAGAUUAGCAGUCAGUAGACAGAUUACGCGUGCGCAGGACCAAAUAACUUUUGCGCAAGACAGGGUCGAAGUGCAUGGGCAACGCAAACCCCUGACUGCUGGAGACGUCAUGCAGAAAACGCGAUCUCCACGAAAACGUAUAUAGACGUACCCCUAAAGCGCUUGCUGCGUUUGAGGAUGAUGGCUAUACAAGCUCCACAACCUUAAAUGAAGACUACGAUUAGUGGCCUUUCUCACGAAAUGUUAACCGGAAUUCGGAGUUGUGAUUUCGGUUGGAAGGUAUUUCGUAGACCAGUUUGCAGCAUUAAGCAUCACGCAGCUGAGACGCCUGAGAUCUGCCAGUCAGAUCAGGAUGCCGACUUUUGAAUGCACGCCUUUCUGGCCAAGUAGCAAUAAUCCUUGUUACAAACUGACUACGUAAACAGCACAAAUGUUUCCACUGAUUUUCUUUGGCUUCCUAAAUCCAAACAUAUUCAAUAUAGAGCAUGCACAAAAGAAAAUCGUCCUCCAUUAAUUUUUUUUGUAAAUUGAAUCUUCAUGUUUCUUUUCUUGAAAAAAUGAUAUCUUUCAGUUCGAAAUAAUUCUAAGGUAAAAGAGGGAACAGGUGCCUCCCAUAGUACAGGCGGCCCUGUGCUAACUUCCGAGGGAUUGAGUUUUAAGACAAAGUUGGGCUUAAGUUUAGGGUCAGGACUAAGGUUAGGGCUAGCGCCAGUGCUAAGGUUAGGACACGGAGAUAAAUACCCCCUGAAAUUGAUAUAAAAACAACCUGUUAUUUGGGGGUUACUUAUGCCUGGGCUUUGCCAUUUAUAAUCGUAAGCUUACUUUAGACUGUUAAAUGUCCACUUAAAUAGCUUGUAAUCGUCCUGUUAGUAAUGCUCCUUGUGAAAUAUGCAACGCGAUCUCUUUCCAUGGCAACAUUCGAUGAGCCAUGCAUGCUCCUUCAUUAAUAACGUAGACAUAUGCAUGAUGUUCCUUAAAUAAAAAAAUGUGUAGCUUCUAGUUUUGGAACUCCAUAUGAAAGUGAGACGGCGGUUCGGGGUCAAAAUUAUUCGAGAAUUGAAUAAGCUUUCCAGAAAUAAAAGACAGAAUUUUCUGGGGUAGGAAAUUUCAGAAAAAUCUAAUUCACCAAAAAUGAGUAUAAGAAAGAAUACUUAUAUGUGCAUCCCUUUUAUGAAAUAUAUUUGGAUUUAUUGGGACGUCUAACAUUGAUGAACAAAAGCAAACUGCUUAAGUACUCAUUUAUGGCGGACAUGAUAGUUGCAAGAGACUGAGAAGUACAUUUAAAGAGCGGCAUCCUGGCACCAGCGAAAAAUCUUUGGGAUUAUGCAGUAUUGCACUCAACAAUAUUACGACCCUGCCUAAGUAAUUAUUCUUAGGCUAAACCACAUUUCGGAAGUUUUGUAAACGUUUCCUGAGAUACGUCGCCAAGCUUUCAGUUAGUAUCACUGAACCGCCAAAAGUAAAUGUUCUGAUUAAUUUAAUACGAUCAUACUGGUUUUAUGCCGUUGUAAAGUAACGAAAACUCUCCUAAGCGCAAACCUUUUAGGUAUAUCAAAUUAUUUCCAACUUACCGAGUUUGUCUAAGCAGUGGUUAUGCGCAGAAAAGCAAGAUUGCUCAAGAGGCUGAAUCACUCUACAUGUAAGGUAUGAAGGUUGUCAAAUUGUAUUCCAUGGAAUCGUACUGGGUCAUAGCAGGUUAUUAAUCAGUGCGGAGAAAAUCAUAACUCCUUGAAAUUGAGAAGAGAGGCCCUGUGCAUUUAAUGUCCGCUCAAUAUAGUUGCUGCAUGCGCGCUCGAAAACAUCAGUAUACGCAUUCCUUGCGCUGCAUAAAUAUCUGCCUUUUUCUCUCUCUCUACAGACAACAAGUGGAAGAAAAGAGGAGAAUGAGUGCAGUGCCGAAGCCUACCGUGCAGCAGGUCCAGCGUACUGCCCCUCCGGUAGUGUUGGCGCCUGUGCCGGAAAAGAAGCGAGGUCUCAUGGAUGGCGUCGACAUUCUCCAUCGGGGACAGGUACAACCGGGUGUCCUAGAGGAAUGCAUCCGCAUCGUAAAGUCUUAUCCUCGUAAAUUUGAGCUGGAACAAGAUAUGGCCAAGUACCUCAAAGAACAGUUGGAACUGAAGUACAAACGGCACUGGCAGGUGGUUGUCGCCAGCUCCACCAUUGGCUGUAUGGUCGGACACGAGGUGGAUUUGUUCAUGCAUUUCCGCUACGAAGCCUACCUCUAUAUAGUCUUUCGCACUCCAGACUACUCUACGCUGUAA
Molecule: messenger RNA, 3776 nt
Organism: Spirometra erinaceieuropaei
Lineage: Eukaryota; Metazoa; Platyhelminthes; Cestoda; Diphyllobothriidea; Diphyllobothriidae
Source: the annotation of a GenBank genome assembly